UUGUAAGGUGAAGCGGGGAAGAAACAAUAAUAUCACCUGCAUACAGAAUGUUAGUCAUCAAAGAAUAAACAAGAAACAACCCCCGGUUGUACAGCAUCUUUUCCACGAAUAACAAAAGAUGAGUCAUCUGUAUUUUCUCCCUCACAUUUUACUCACGGUCGCAGUUCCUGUCAGUUCAAACAGUUUUAGGUUAUGUAAACAAUCUUUAUUUUGCCGCUAAUUAUUAAUAACAAAUUAUAUAAGAAGAUGCUGGCCGAAGUUAAUCAGACUGAAGAAUUUACCUCUUUAUCAAAACAACAUGAAGCUAAACGAUUUUACGUAUUCUGCCAUCACGUAUUUCACAUAAAACACCAACUGAUGUGUUCGAUAUGCUUAGAGGUAUAUAAUUCACCUACGGAACUCACAGAUUGUAAACACGUAUUUUGCAAAGACUGCAUUGUGGACUGCUGGGAGUAUUCCAAACCAAAAUCGACAUGUCCCGUCUGCCAGAAAGCAUUCCAGAAGAAUCAUAUUAAGGAGCAUCUGUUCUUUAAAAAGCUCUCCGAGUUUAUUAGGAAUGCCCUGAAACAUAUUUAUUUAGUGCUGGGAGGUGAAUGCAAUAAAUUACCAUCAUAUGUGCAAGUGCAUCAGCUAUGGGCGGAAAACUCUCAUUUAACUGAAAUAUUUAAUAAUAUUAAAAACAUUAUAGAAUCUCCUGUCACCGCGAUAAAAGGCAGUGCUGUUUUAAAUAAUCACAAAAUUGUAAUUGAAGCAAAUCAAAAAUUUUACUCAAACUCCAGCACAGCGAAAGUUACAGAAGAUCCAUUUGAUGUCCUUUUGAUGACGCCUACAGCAAAUACAUUUUUCAAAAAACCAAGACCGUCUGCUAGUAAAGUAUAUCAUGCUAAAAGGAGUGAAAAGGAAUACACAAAACCUCGGAAUACGGGCACUGUGCUACAGUUUGAAAACGAAUCACAUAGGACAGACAUUUUACAUUGGCUUGAGGACAGCAACAACCGUUUCGAUUGCAAGGUAUUUACGCAAACUCAACAAAUUGUCCCGGAUAUCCCUGACUUUGAUAUGCCUUCGGCUUCUCAAGCGGUUAACUUUAUGAAUCCAAAAUUUAACAGCACCAACAGUACGGAACUAAAACGUCAGAAAGACAUGCAAAACGAAUCUAGGGUAAAAUCCAAUAUGUUAGUUCGAUUAAGUCGACCUGUGCAAUUUGUUAGUAAUAAGGUUGAGCGACCUGAGAAACGCACACGGUCUUUAGAACACAAUGUGACCACCUCAAUUGCGAAUACACGCCCGAAGCGGCAUAGUUUACAUGUAUGUAGUCAAGAUGAGGAAAUUGUAAUUGAUCAGUUUGAUAGCGAGAAAGAUGCUCUACCGACAGAUAAUCCGCAGAAGGUGGCUCUUGUAAAUUUAAUGGAGAACGAGUAUAUCAACGCAAUUGACAAUGAGGUGCGUGCGUUGAAGACGGUGGAUAAACGCAAAAGAUCUUUGCGAAAUUCUAAUGAGAAGGUCGACAGCAAUUUAAAUGUUUCUCGUGGUUGGAAUAGAUUGAAAGCGGUUAAGAAAACCUUUGCCCAAACCGAAAAGAAGUCUUCCAAAUUAAAGGUGGUGGUUGGAAAUGCGGUCAAUCAAUCACAGAACAAUUUGCGAUCGAAAACCAAGAAGACUCCAGCGAAAACUGUUAAACCGGUUGAGUCACCCGUGAAGCAGAAACCUAAAAGUUAUCCUUUAAAUGAAAUUGAACUUUACUUCAAUUCUAAAUUGCUGAAUGAUGAAGAUCACGUGAAGGUCAAUGACGAAAUUCUGCAAACCACGCCCAAGAAGCAUAUGAGCGAGGAAGAACGGAUCGAAGACAAAAUCACAGUUGCCCAAAGUGGUGACAGUGGCAAGGUGGCACAACGAAAUACUGAGCGGGCUAGCAGUGGUGGGGGAAUGGAGAAAAAUGAGAGUAUAUCUCACCCUGAGAGUAUUAGAGAUUUUAUGGGGGAGCAUCGUGUUGCAAAGUUAACUCAGGUUAAAAAUGAUACAAAAGAACACAACCGUCCAAGUUUUGAAGUAGUUGUAACGAAAGCGGUUAUAGAAAAUCAACAUCUGCAAGAAUCACAUCCGAUUGAAAAAUCUGUGCAUUGCACUCCCGCUCCCAUUGCGGAAGAUAAGUGUAAGGUGCAGCAAAUCGAUUGUGAAGAAUUCAUAUCAAACACUCAUCCAUCCCAGACAAUAUCUACAAAUGAACUACUCCGUGAAAUUGACAACGAUUUCAUUUUUGCCUUACCUACUCCAACAAUUACGAAUAGCAGUAUAAUAAACCAGUUAGGUAGAAAGUUAUCAUCAAUCAGUGAUAUUGUUAAUGACCAUCGUGACGAUCCCGCACCACUGAUGUACCAAAUAAGGCAAAUACUGAAUGGAGCGCCGUUGCAACCACCUCCCGCGCCAGAAAUGAAGAACACACACGUACAAACGGCAGUUAGUGUGGACGAUACCUGUACCGUUGGCACACAAUUUCCUGGUUUUCACUGCAAAGAUAUUGGUAUACAAACGGAUUCCUUCGAUACUUCACAUGGCUUUAGAAUUUCAUCAACGGAAAUGUUCAAUUUACAGCCGGUCGUUUCUUCUGCCAUUCAAACUGAUCCACUCGUUUGCGUGCAUUGCAAUCGCGAGGCGACAGGUGCAUUUGAAGAAAAUAACGCGCAAAGGUAUGAGUUCUCGGCUAGUUUCGAUAAUCUCAACUUCGAUACUCAAGAUAUCGUCUUGGGUCAGCAAUUUGCUAUGAGAAAAGGUACCCAGAAUUCGAACUCCGCCGCGCAGUCGCAAGCGUCGAAAAAUUUCAAGAGAAUUCGACAGCCAAGUUCUGGUAGCGAGUCUGAUAAUGAGAAGGUUAAAGCGAAUACUACCAAGAAGAAUAAAAUCGAGCAUGCAAGUACAAUUCAAUUACUCAUCGACACGAAAGCUAAGCUUAGAAGAGAUUCUCCAGGAAUUCGAAUGGAAAAUAACGAUGUUUCAAUUAAGCACGACAGUGCAGUUCAGUUGCUCAUCGACAGAGAGGCCGAGCUUCGAAGAUGUUUUCCGGAAAUUGUAUUGGAAGAUAAUGAUCUUUCCCUUGAGUUUCUUUCUGAUUUUAAUAUGAAUGUUAGAGAAGAAUCUCAGAAGGGUAACAACAAAGGACCUGUGGAACCUGAGGUGAUUGCAAUUAAGCACCAACCAACUACAGAACCUACAGCGAAAGUGGUCACAUCCGUCUUUGAAGAACCCUUACCAAAACGUGUUAAAACACAAGAUUUAUUAAAAGAAUGCGAAAUGAUUAUUAGAGGGGCUUGUUCGACGACUAUGCGCAUAGAACACACUCAGUCUAGUCACGGAAGUGUGAAGCUUUCGCUCGAUGACAUAGCGGAUGAAUUUAAUCGUAAUUUUGAGGAUGGCAACAGUAAUAAAUCGUCUAACAAUCCCGUUAAUAACAACAAGCACUCUGAGUCAAUUUUUGGUACCAUUCACAACAAAAACUCGCAAGUGAAGAAACCGACAAGUUCCGCCCCAGGUGAAACAGAUAAUAACAGUAUCGUUAAUCACUUGGAAGGGUUGGAUGAAUGCUUUCAAGAUGAUUAUGAUCCAGAAAUAGAACUGAUCACCCGCCCAAUGUUAAAAAAGGACGAAAAUAAAGUUCAUGUUGUUCAGGAUAUACUAAUUCCAAAGCAGGUUGAAAAUGGUUCCAUGACUGAAGAUAUCCAUGAAAUUGUCGAUUCGGAUGAUGAAGUGAUUGAAUCUACACCCCAGAAAAAUAGAGUGAUGGCACAACCUCUAGCAGCUGUUUCCGCAUUGUCUCAGGCGUACUACAAUCCAAGUGCUCUAGAAAAACGACCACCUUUGUUACAAAACAAUGAUUUGAUGCCUUGCGAAACUAUACAGCCUUUAGACGCGGAUCCUUUGACAUGUUUAAAUGAAGCAUUUACUCCUCCUCCAGAAUUUCAAGACCCUGAUAUUGAAAUUGUCGAAUCUCCGAAACACAAUAAUGUCGAAGAUGUGGUACCUAACGCGUCUGUAACUCCCGAUUUGUUAAUCCAUGACGCUGAAUUACCAAACGAAAACGCCGCUUUCAUAACGAGCACACCUUUUUCCUGUGCUUCGCAAGCACUGUCGUUAAAAAGAUUGAAUUUGUCGCCCAUUCGUUCAUCGCACAAAUACGUUAAUCCGAUAUUAGCUGCUCAAAACGCAUCAAGACUACCCUUGAACAUAAUAGAAACUCCUUCAAAACAGCGCGUGGUAUCUCUUGUUACCUCUACACCAAAACGAAAACAAAAAAGCAUUUUAAAUUAUGUGAAACAAGACGAUACACACAAGGAAAAUAUUAUUUCGCAACCGGAUUUAAUAAAUAAAAAGCCUAAUGUUUGCUACACUAGGCUAUCCAUGAAUGAGAUGAUGCACGUAAAUUCGUUGGCUAAAAGGAAACUAAUAACGGUAUCUAACACUUACGGUACAUCAGUGACUCAUAUGAUAGUUUCGGUCGACAAGCGCAACUGUUUAGAACAUCACACAAUGAAGUACAUGUUGGCGGUUGCCGCUGGAAUUUGGGUCCUUAGCUUAAAGUGGAUCGAGGAAUGUUUGAAACAAAACGAAAUUGUACCCGAGGAAGCGUACGAAGUAUUGGACGUAACAGGCACUGAUGGUCCUCAUCGCUCGCGUUUAACCAGAUCGAGAGCGCCUUUGCUGGAACGUUACAAAAUAUAUGCAGCGCCCCCAUUUAGGUCUGCAACAAAGAUGGAGGUUGAGCAUGUAAUUCAGCUACUUGGCGGUGACGUGGCGUUGAGACCGGAAGACUUGUUGAAUAAAAAUGGUAAAAUUUGUCUUAUUGUCACCGAAAACAGUGAAUCUCACGAUGAAGAAUAUGAAGCGUGGUUGGAAAAAUUAAAAGUGGUUACAGUGGACUUGGAGUGGUUAAGUCGAUCUGUUGGGCGGUUUCAAGUUUCAGGACUACGCCCAUUCGCAUUGUGUUCCGAAGAUUCUUUUAGCGGCUUAUCAUAUCCUGCCGAACUUCUCAGUGAUGUGCCUUCCAUGCUUACGUUAAAUUAAAAUAAGAUACUUAUGUUACUCUCUUUUAAAUUUAUAGAUGACGCCAUAUUAAAUACGUUAUUUUUUUAUAAAUGUAGUUUAUAUUCAAAUCUGUUUUAUAACAGUUAGAUGUCUGUUGUAUGUAAGUAUAUGUAUGUAGGUUUUAAAAGGUAAUUAAAUUUUGUUUGAUUGUACAAUA
Messenger RNA from Photinus pyralis (common eastern firefly), 5233 nucleotides. RefSeq lists its product as uncharacterized. Gene Ontology annotation, cellular component: BRCA1-BARD1 complex; BRCA1-A complex; plasma membrane. Gene Ontology annotation, molecular function: ubiquitin-protein transferase activity. The coding region runs from base 247 to 5055 and encodes 1602 amino acids. Gene Ontology annotation, biological process: negative regulation of fatty acid biosynthetic process; positive regulation of transcription by RNA polymerase II; double-strand break repair via homologous recombination. The record is from RefSeq and is a predicted model, not a curated record. The transcript has 9 exons. NCBI's taxonomy places the organism in Eukaryota, Metazoa, Arthropoda, Insecta, Coleoptera, Lampyridae.